Messenger RNA from Suncus etruscus (white-toothed pygmy shrew), 1643 nucleotides. RefSeq names its product myelin protein zero (gene MPZ). NCBI's taxonomy places the organism in Eukaryota, Metazoa, Chordata, Mammalia, Eulipotyphla, Soricidae. The record is from RefSeq and is a predicted model, not a curated record. Gene Ontology annotation, biological process: myelination. Gene Ontology annotation, cellular component: membrane. Bases 16 to 756 code for a protein of 246 amino acids. The transcript is spliced from 6 exons.
GCCCCUUCCCCCACCAUGGCUCCUGGAGCUCCAGCAUCAGCUCCCAGCCCUGUCUUGGCUGUCCUGGUCUUCUUUGCUCUGGCUCUGAGCCCAACUCGGGCCAUCGUUGUCUACACCGACAGGGUUGUGUACGGGGCCGUGGGCUCUCGGGUGACCCUGCAUUGCUCCUUCUGGUCCAGUGAGUGGGUGUCGGAUGACAUUUCCUUCACCUGGCGCUACCAGCCCGAGGGCGGUCGUGAUGCCAUCUCGAUCUUCCACUACGCCAAGGGACAGCCGUACAUCGAUGAGGUGGGCGCGUUCAAGGAGCGCAUUCAGUGGGUGGGGGACCCCCGCUGGAAGGACGGCUCCAUCAUCAUCCACAACCUGGACUACAGCGACAACGGCACCUUCACCUGCGACGUCAAGAACCCGCCCGACAUAGUGGGCAAGACCUCGCAGGUCACCCUCUACGUGUUCGAGAAAGUGCCCACGAGGUACGGGGUGGUGCUGGGCGCCGUGAUCGGGGGCGUCUUGGGGCUGGUGCUGCUGCUGUUGUUACUCUAUUACCUGGUGCGCUACUGCUGGCUGCGUAGACAAGCGGCGCUGCAAAGGCGGCUCAGCGCCAUGGAGAAGGGUCGACUGCACAAAUCCGGGAAGGAUUCCAAGCGCGGCCGGCAGACUCCCGUCCUCUACGCCAUGCUGGACCACAGCCGAAGCUCCAAGGGCAGCGAGAAGAAGUCCAAAGGGCUGGGGGACUCACGCAAGGACAAGAAAUAGCGGUUAGCGGGCCGGGCCGGGGCGCGGGGCUCGGCCGAGCCGGAGCCCGCCAAGGGCGCGCGGGUGGUGGUCAUCGAGAUGGAGCUGCAGAAGGAUGAGGCGCCAGGCGCCACGCUCCGGCCUGCCAUCAAGUCCCCCAGCAAGACCAGCCUCAAGAACGCCCUCAAGAACAUGAUGGGGCUGGACUCGGCCUCGUGAGCGCCCCAGCCCUGCUCCAAGGGGCGCCCCGACCCUGGUCCGCCCCUUUUAGGUGCUUCCUCCUUCCUGCGCCCAUCGCUGUCCUCUCCAGCUCCAGCUGGAAGCUGUUUCCUCGCCAAGGCCGGCACCUCGACCCUUCCCAGGUCCCCACCACAAGGACUGCGUGUUUGGUGUCUGUCCCUCCAGCACCCAAGAAAGGGACCUUGAGACUCCUCCAGCCCCCCCCACCCCCCAGCCCUUCUCCUGCUGGCUCGUCCCCUGCUCCCCGGCUAACACCCUGUCACCCAGAGCUUCCUUCAGGGGUCCUUUAGGUAAGCAGUGUUCCGCCUUCAACCCGCCCCGUGCCAGGGCUCUGCCCCCGUGACUGAGCACCCAUGAUGUCAUCCCCCGCCCCAGCCGAGGGCCCUCAACCCCAAGCUCAGCUGCAGAGCUGGUGCUCCCUGAGCCCUUUGGAGCACUAUCCCGGGGAAGGAGAGAGAUGGGGGUUGAGGAGGGGGAACCAAGAGGGUCUCUCUGCAAGUGGCUUCCCCAAAACCAAGCUCUCCCCUGGGAGUAAUGGGAAAGGGGGCCCACUCCCAGACACAAUCUUCCAGUUUUUCUAUAUUCUGUAUAUUUCUUCUCAGCAUCCCCCACACACACACAAUGUAUCCCUGAAUGUUUAAUAAACACUGACAUUUCCAGAAGCUAAA